GCUUCGCCGAGGCCCCGUCCGGCCCGCCCCGUCAUUAUUAUCCUCAUCAUGGCGCUGCGAGGCGUGCGGGUGUUGGAGCUGGCGGGCUUGGCGCCGGCCCCGCUCUGCGGCCAAAUCCUCGCCGACUUUGGCGCCCAAGUGGUGCGGGUGGACCGCUUCAGGCGCACGGCCCUCAAUGCGGACGUGCAAGGCCGGGGCAAGCGCUCGCUGGCGCUGGACUUGAAGCAGCCUCAGGGCCCCGAGACGCUGGCGAGACUCUGCCUGAAGGCGGACGUGCUCAUCGAGCCUUUCCGACCAGGUGUCAUGGAAAAUCUUAAUCUUGGUCCAGAUGUUCUUCUUAAAAAUAACCCCGGACUCAUUUAUGCUAGGCUAACUGGAUUUGGCAAUUCAGGACCCUAUAGCAAGAUGGCGGGUCAUGAUAUCAAUUAUUUGGCUGUGUCAGGUGUGUUAUCGAGACUUGGCAGAAAAGAUGAAAAUCCAUAUGCUCCUGUUAAUCUUCUGGCUGAUUUUGCUGGCGGUGGUGUCAUGUGUGCCCUGGGCAUAAUUAUAGCACUCUAUGAACGUACAAAAUCUGGUAAAGGACAAGUCAUUGAUGCAAGUAUGGUAGAAGGUGCUGCAUACUUAAGUUCUUUCCUAUGGAAGUCGCAAAACUUGGGCCUUUGGAACAGACCUCGAGGGGAAAACUUGCUGGAUAGUGGAGCCCCUUUCUAUGAAACAUACAAGACCUCAGAUGAGAAAUUCAUGGCUGUUGGUGCUCUUGAGCCACAGUUUUAUAAACAGCUUAUCAGUGGUCUGGGGCUAGAUUCACAUCAACUUCCUGACCAAUAUGAUUUUUCUGGCUGGCCUGAAAUGAAGAAGAGGUUUGCUGAUCUGUUCUCAAAGAAAACGCAAGCAGAAUGGUGUGAAAUCUUUGAAUACACGGAUGCCUGUGUGACACCAGUUCUGUCUUUUGACGAUGUCGUCUCGCAUCCACACAACAAAGAACGUGGGGCUUUCCUUAAAAAUGAUCAAGAAGAGAUAAGUCCUAGACCCUCUCCACUUCUUUCCAGGACCCCGGCUGCUCCUUCAUCCAAAAGGGAUCCGUUUAUAGGAGAGCAUACAGAAGAGAUUCUCUUAGAUUAUGGUGUUUCUAAGGAAGAGAUCGCACAGCUUAUAUCUCUCAAAGUAAUUGAAUCCAAUAAGCCAAAGGCUAACUUAUAAAACUACAGAAACCAAGGGCCCUGAUAGCAUUUUUAAUGUCUGCUACCCAUGCGUGCUGUGAACUCAAGGAGGGAAAGUUAUGGACAGAACCAUUUAGUAGUUUUUGGACAGUACCAGUAGUUAUGGGCAGAACUAUUACUCCAGUGUGGAUUUGAGGAUAUUUGCAAAUUACUACAGAUAAUGUUUUCAGAAAGGCUGGCAUUUUGCAAGAGACCUCUUGUUGGACGCCUCCUACUUUGCUGUUGAAAGCUAUGCGUUUAGGAUAUGAAAGUGGGCAUCACAAACCGGAUUAUGCUGAUUUGUGUGGGUCCUAAUGCAGGUGAUUUCGGAGGACAACUGGCUGCAUUUGAGUCCGGCUAUCUAGAGGUAGCUGGCUGGCUUCUGCUGAUGGGUCUUUGGUCUGAUCCAGCAUGGCUCUUCUAAUGUUCAUUAUUAACUUGGAGACACAAGAUUGCUGGGUUAUGAAUUUUCAAGAGUCAAAACUCCUUUUGUCAGGUACUGAAGAAGGGAGCCUUGACUCUCAAAAGUUUGUUCCCUGAAAAUCUUGUUGGUCUUUAAAGUGCUCCUGUACUCAAAUCUAGUUGGUUAUAAUGCAUUACACCAAGACCCAGCAAAAGGCUUGCUUGAGCUGAUGUAUUGUAGAAGGGUUGGUUCCUUUCUACCAGUCCCAGGUAGAGUUGUACACUUCAGAUCCCAUUGACUCUGCUCAGGAUUGCAUGGACUGUUAAGCAUAUGAAGAAACUAUUUUUUAAAAAACCUAGACAAAUUUAGGCUGUUAUACAAUUGUAUAACAUGAAGUACUGAUGUCUGAAAUACACAUUUGAAUGGAUGUGCAUUGCCUUUUAGAUUGUAGCAUCAAAGCCCUAGAAGUUUUCAAAGGGGCCUUUGUUUUUGCUCACAAUGCAAAGAACUGUAAGUUUUCAUAGCUUUGUUCAGUAGGUCUGUUCUAGGGGGAAAGUACAACUGUGUCUUCUAUAGUUUAAGGCAUUGUGCCUGUGAAGAUGAAGAAAAACAGAGAACUUGUUUUAUGUCCCCAUAACAGAAGGCACAGAUGCCUGCAUCAGUUGUUGAAGGAAUACGAGAAGUUUUGCAAAAAAGAUUUUUUUUAAACCCCAAAACCACCCACCCUAUUUUUAAUUUCACAUCCAUAAAACUAUAUCAUCCAGAAAAAUAGCUUUCUUCCACACUACUGUUGGGCCAUCCUGUUAGAAUUUUAUUGAUGUCCUUCAUAAUUUAGAUAGAUGAUUCUACUCUGUAAUGUUUUUGUUAGCGACCUCAGUGGGAAGCCUUGGGCUUGAUUAUAAAGCUGUUUUGCCUAUUUUACUUUCAUUUGGAGUCCACCCUUUGUUGUGUAACUCUUAUUAUGGCAUAGCUAAAAACAAAUCAACUUUUGAACUGAUUUAACUGAGAGGUCUACAAAUUAACUUUUAUAAAGAUAUUCAGUGGUUUUCAUAAAAUGUGUUAAACAUUUUUUCUAAAUCUUAUUAAUAAAAAGGUAAAAUUAAUUUGCAUUAUAGAAA
Heteronotia binoei (common prickly gecko) is the source of this 2720-nucleotide messenger RNA. It is a transcript of the gene AMACR, whose product is annotated as alpha-methylacyl-CoA racemase. The record is from RefSeq and is a predicted model, not a curated record. Gene Ontology annotation, molecular function: alpha-methylacyl-CoA racemase activity. The transcript is spliced from 5 exons. NCBI's taxonomy places the organism in Eukaryota, Metazoa, Chordata, Lepidosauria, Squamata, Gekkonidae. Gene Ontology annotation, biological process: bile acid metabolic process. Gene Ontology annotation, cellular component: mitochondrion. The coding region runs from base 49 to 1200 and encodes 383 amino acids.